AUGUCGACCUCUGGUGGAAAUUCAGUAAAAGAGUCCCACUUUAUUAGUAAUGAUAUAUCAAAUUCUGAUAGAAUUGAGCUCACUUCUGAAGACGGAACUACUAAAGAAUACAAAGGGCUUGAUAUAUAUAAUAGUGAAAUUAAAAAGCUUGCAAGAACCGUUUCUUCUAGUGGAGAUAACAAUGCGGAAGGUCUAGCUAGUUGUUUAUCAAGCAUGUCUCAUGUGCCUGGUAUUUCCCCAUAUCACGGUAAUAUCAAGCCUUCAUUGGAUCCCAAUAGCGAUGAGUUCAAUGCUAAACUUUGGGUCAAAAAUUUGAGGAAAUUAAUUGAUUAUGAUCAUAAUUAUUAUAAGCCUUCAUCUCUAGGUAUAGCAUAUAGAGAUUUAAGGGCCUACGGUAUUUCUGUUGAUUCAGAUUAUCGAGCAACAAUAUCAAACGUUAUACUAAAGCUUUCACUGGUGGUAUAUGAUUUUUUAAAGAUGACGGAUUCUAACAAGAAUUUUGAUAUUUUGAAGUCUAUGGAUGCUAUUAUGAAACCCGGUGAAUUAACGGUAGUUUUGGGAAGACCUGGCUCUGGUUGCUCAACUUUAUUAAAAACAAUAUCAUCACAUACCUACGGUUUUAACUUAGGGGAAGAAUCGAAAAUUUCAUAUGAUGGUUUAACUCCGAAAGAUAUUGAAAACAACUACAGAGGCGAUGUUAUUUAUUCAGCCGAAACUGAUAUCCAUUUCCCCCAGUUAACAGUUGCUGAUACAUUAGAAUUUGCUGCAAGAUUGAGAACUCCACAAAAUAGAGGUAAUGUUGACCGUGAAACAUACGCUAAGCAUAUGGCAUCUGUUUACAUGGCCACGUAUGGGUUAUCUCAUACUAGAAAUAGCAAAGUCGGUAAUGAUUUCGUUAGAGGCGUUUCUGGAGGAGAAAGAAAAAGAGUUUCUAUUGCCGAAGCUUCGCUAUCUGGUGCCAACAUUCAAUGUUGGGAUAAUGCCACUAGAGGUUUAGAUGCAGCUACAGCAUUGGAAUUCAUUAAAGCCUUGAAAACAUCAGCAACCGUUUUAAAUGCCACUCCUUUGAUUGCUAUUUAUCAAUGCCUGCAAGAUGCUUACGAUCUUUUUGAUAAUGUUAUUGUUCUAUACGAAGGUUAUCAAAUAUUUUUUGGUAAAACUGAAAAAGCAAAAGACUUUUUUUUUAACAUGGGCUACGAAUGUCCUUCAAGACAGACAACUGCAGAUUUCUUAACUUCUUUAACUAACCCUCCUGAACGUGUUGUCAGGUCUGGAUAUGAAAGCUUGGUUCCAAGAAAUCCAAAAGAAUUUGAAGCGUACUGGAAAAAUUCACCUGAUUAUUUAUCCUUAGUUGCUGAGAUUGAUAAAUAUAUUAAUAGCGAGGAAACCAAACAGCAAAAGGGAAGCUACCAUGAAUCUCAUGUUGCGAGACAAUCUGAUCAUAUUUCUCCUAGAUCUCCAUAUAUAGUGUCUUUCAUGAUGCAGACUAAAUAUAUUAUUGGUCGCAAUAUACUUAGAAUGAAAGGAGAUCCCUCAAUUUCUAUUUUUAACAUCUUUGGCCAAUUAUUCAUGGGCUUAGUUUUGGCUUCCGUCUUUUAUAAUUUAGACCUGAGUGUUGACUCAUUUUAUUACAGAGGGGCUGCUAUUUUCUUUUCAGUUUUGUUUAACGCAUUUUCCACAUUAUUGGAAGUCAUGAGUUUAUUUGAAGCCAGAACUAUUGUUGAAAAACAUAAGAAAUACGCUCUAUACAGACCAUCUGCAGAUGCUUGUGCUUCAAUUAUUACUGACUUACCUGUGAAGUUAUUCAUGUCUAUGUCGUUCAAUUUUCCUAUGUAUUUUAUGGUGAAUUUGCGGCGUGCCCCUGGUCGGUUUUUUUAUUAUUGGUUAAUGACUUUUCUUUGUAUGUUAGUGAUGUCCCAUUUAUACAGAUGUUUGGGUGCUAUUGCUACAUCAUUGGCUGGUGCUAUGAUUCCAGCGACUAUAUUAUUAAUAGGUAUGGUUAUCUUCACUGGAUUCGUUAUCCCAACUCCAUAUAUGCUCGGUUGGUCACGCUGGAUUAACUAUAUCAAUCCUAUUGGGUAUAUUUUUGAAGGUUUGAUGGCUAAUGAAUUUGCAGAUAGGAUAUUUAAUUGCACAUCUUUUGUCCCAUCAGGACCUGAUUACCAAGCAGUAGAACCUAAUCAACAAAUUUGCUCAGCUGUAGGAGCUAGAGCUGGCAUUAACUACGUCAAUGGGUCCGAUUAUAUUGCCAUUGCUUAUUCUUAUUAUAAUUCGCAUAAAUGGAGAAACUUUGGUAUUGCGGUUGCAUUUAUUGUUUUCUUCUUAGGUGUCUAUAUUUUACUAACAGAAUUUAACAAAGGUGCAAUGCAAAAAGGAGAAAUAGUCUUGUUUUUAAGAUCAACGUUAAGGAGGCGCAAGAAGGAAUCCCGAAAGUGUAAACCUGGGAAUAAUGAUAUUGAAAAUGGAAUCAUUGAUGAAGUCAUUAACCAUAAGGAUGAGAUUGAUGCUAUUAAUAGCACUGCAUCGCCUGGCAUUUUGAAGCAUGAUGAUGCUCCUGCGGCUGAUAUAUUUUUUUGGAAGGACUUAACUUAUCAAGUGCAAAUUAAAUCCGAGGAACGAGUUAUUUUGGACCACGUAGAUGGCUGGGUUAAACCUGGCCAAUUGACAGCUUUAAUGGGAUCAUCGGGCGCUGGAAAGACCACAUUGUUAAAUUGUCUAUCGGAGCGUGUAACUACUGGUAUUAUAUCAGAUGGAGUAAGAAUGGUAAAUGGACAUUUGUUGGAUAGCUCUUUUCAGAGAUCUAUUGGUUAUGUUCAGCAGCAGGAUUUGCAUUUACCUACCUCUACCGUCCGUGAGGCAUUGAAAUUUUCGGCAUAUUUGAGGCAACCUGAUUCUACUUCUAAGAAAGGAAAGAAUGAAUACGUCGAGUAUAUAAUCAAUCUUUUAGAAAUGAAUACUUAUGCAGACGCAUUAGUUGGUGUUGCUGGAGAAGGCUUAAAUGUUGAACAAAGAAAAAGGUUGACUAUUGGCGUUGAAUUAGUAGCCAAGCCUAAAUUGUUGAUAUUCUUGGAUGAACCUACCUCAGGCUUAGACUCUCAAACUGCAUGGUCUAUUUGUAAGCUAAUGAGGAAGUUAGCAGAUAAUGGGCAAGCAAUAUUAUGUACUAUACAUCAACCUUCUGCUGUUUUAUUGAAAGAGUUUGACCGUUUGCUAUUUUUACAGAAAGGUGGUCAAACUGUUUACUUUGGAGAACUCGGUGAAGGAUGUUCUACGUUAAUUAAUUAUUUUGAAAAAUAUGGGUCUCACCCAUGCCCCGAAGGUUCAAACCCAGUUGAAUGGAUGUUAGAGGUUGUUGGUGCUGCUCCGGGUUUCCGUGCUAAUCAAAACUACCAUGAAGUUUGGAAAGGGUCUCACGAAUAUAAAGUUGUCAGAUAUGAAAUAGAAACAAUGGAGAAAGAAUUAGUUACUAAACCAAAAGAAUUGGUGGCAGGAGAACAUACAAAAUAUGCCGCACCAAUAUGGAAACAGUACCUAAUUGUAACUACUAGGGUGUUUCAACAGAAUUGGAGAUCGCCUGCUUAUAUCUAUGGUAAGUUUUCCAUGGUUAUUAUAGUAUCUUUAUUCAACGGAUUUGCUUUCUUUAAAUCUGAUCGUUCAUUGCAAGGACUACAAAAUCAAAUGUUUUCCUUGUUUGAAUUUAUGAUUCCAUUAAUUACUUUGAUUCAACAAAUGAUGCCAUAUUUCAUUGAACACCGAAGUUUAUACGAGGUGCGCGAAGCGCCUUCUAAAAUGUAUUCUUGGUUCACAUUUAUCGCAGCCGAGGUUACAUCUGAAAUACCUAUUCAAAUAGUUGUCGGUACUUUAGCUUUCUUGUGUUGGUUCUAUCCAGUAGGGCUAUAUCAGAAUGCCGAGAUUACCGAUUCUGUCGACUCACGUGGCAUUUUAAUGUGGUUGUUUAUUAUAUGUUUCUUUAUCUAUACGUCUACUUUGGGUCAAUUGUGCAUUUCAUUUUCUGAGGUACCCGAAAAUGCUGCCAAUUUAGCUACUACCCUUUUUACAUUGAGUUUGCUAUUCUGUGGGAUUCUUUCUACUCCUGGUGCGAUGCCAGGAUUUUGGAUAUUUAUGUACCGGGUUUCACCCAUGACAUAUAUGACUGGUGGCACGCUAGGUACGGCUUUAGCGAACAAUAAGGUGACUUGCUCUCAAAGCGAAUUAUUAAUUUUUGAUGCACCAGCUGGAAAAACAUGUGGAGAUUACAUGAAAAAGUAUAUAAGUAAAGCAGGAGGAUAUUUGACUAAUCCCUCCUUUAGCAAAGGAUGUGAAUUUUGUGAAAUGGCUUCCACAAAUGAUUAUUUGGAAUCUAUCAAUAUCCAUUUUAAUGAGAGGUGGAGAGAUUUUGGGAUAUUCAUUGCUUACAUAGCUAUCAACAUUAUCGGAACUUUUGUUUUCUAUUGGCUUGCUAGAGUCCCGAAAAGUAAUAGAGAGAAGAAGAAAUGA
Molecule: messenger RNA, 4497 nt
Organism: Debaryomyces tyrocola
Lineage: Eukaryota; Fungi; Ascomycota; Pichiomycetes; Serinales; Debaryomycetaceae
Source: the annotation of a GenBank genome assembly